UGUUACCCCAUACCCACUACAACGUAUUCACCGUACGGAGAUCUUCUCAAACCUCGGUCGUUAUCCCUUGCCGUGUGUUUUUCACGACGUAUUCUGGUACGGAUCUUUCCAAUUUUGUUCUAUUGACCAUGAGUUAUCGAUGCGGAUGUCCAUCUAUUCACGACCUUCAGUUUCCGACGGCGAUUCUUCGUCUGCUAUUGUUCUUUGGUUCCUUAUUUUCCAGAUCAGGAGGGCAGAUUCUGAUAACAGGAUUUUGGUUUCCAUUCGUUUCCAGCCGUUUUCCAUACUGUUUCGGCCAGUUCCCAAAAUUUUUAUUAUCUUUGAGGUAUGGCACUUGAGAAAGAUAUGACCCUCGGACUUUCCCGGUUCGUUUCACCCCCAACAAACACCAACGCUAUGUCGUACCAACGAAGAUGGAAGGGAACGCUCUCGCUUAUACUAACUCCAACACCUAGUGACCUCGAAUUCGAAUUCGAAGUCCGUCUGACGAUUCAUUGAGUUCGUCCUGGGAAGCUCAGGGACAAGUUCCAUUGUCACGGGUUCACUUUGACCUCGUAAAAGAGCAGGUGCCAGUAGAAGACAUCCGUGUUUUUGUCUCCUCCCCCGCCAUGAAGCGGUAUUGGUAUUGGACUUGUGUAUCAACUUCUCUAUUUGGCGCGAAUGCAGCUCAAUUGGGAGAUUAUUUCCAGCCUAAUUCAACAGGCAUAAAACUCCAGAAUGGAUUCGAACGCGUGUACAUCCAGCCAUUUGGUAAUCAUGCCUUCCGCGUUCGUGCAUCUAUUAUGCGAGAUCCCACAGGGAAUGAGUGGUCCGCCCUGCUCGACCCACCAUUGGAAGGACCUGGAGGCAACAAAGGUCUCUCUCAUGAUAUAAAAUUACCCCCCCACUCCUCGGCUACCAUCCGAAAUGGAAAUCUUGCCGCCCAAGUCACCGAUGGAGUCAUAUCCUUCCGCCGAGUAGAACUCGACGGGUCUACGUCGCUUCUGACAAGCGAAUUCGUGGAGACGAAGACCCUUCUUCCGAGGUUUUACUUUCAAGACUUUAGGAGUAGUAGUUUCGAGGCAUAUUUCUCGUUCAGCACGGACGAGGACGAACAGUUCUAUGGAUUGGGCCAGCAAGAGUGUUGUAUCGACAACUCAGUGAACAAAAAGGGGCGGGUCGCGGAUCUGAUGAACUGGAAUUCACACGUAAGGCUUCCGGUGUAUAUGUCAAAUAAGGGUUACCUUCAGUUUUUUAACAUGCCUGGUCAAGGGCGUAUCGAACUCGGAAGCCAGCGUACGCGAUUUGUAGCCAGCGAAGCUACCGUUGUUGAUUACUACAUUACCACUGCGACCCCGGGCGAUUAUGAUACCUUGCAAGAACAGUUCACCGCCGUCACAGGUCGCCAACCUCUACCGCCAGAUUGGUCAUUUGGAUACCAGCAGUCCAAGCUGCGUUAUUAUAAUCAGACGCAAAUCGAAAAUCUCGCUCAGAGGUUUCAUGACGAAAAAGUGAAUGUGUCACUCAUUGUAAUAGAUUUUUUCAAUUGGAAAUUCCAAGGAGAUUGGUCCUUCGACGCCUCGGCUUGGCCUGACCCCGAACGGAUGGCUCAACGAGUCAAGGAAUUGACUGGAGCCGAACUGAUGGUUUCUUUGUGGCCAUCGGUUGAGGACAAAUCGGAGCUGUAUAUCACUUUGCAACAGCAAGGGCUCCUUGCUACUACACGGGAUGGCACUGGGAUCCAGGACUCCUUUGAAGGCGUAUACACCCGUCUCAUCGAUUCCACGAAUCCAGAGGCACGAGAGUUCUUAUGGAGGCGUCUGAACGAUAGUUACUUUUCGAAAGGGAUUCAGAAUUUCUGGAUUGAUCAAGCGGACGGAGGAACUCUUGGUGAACCCUUUGAGAACAAUGGGCAGCCUGGCUUCAUUGAGGGUAUUCCUUACUCUCGAGCCUUCACCCAAUACUUUAUUGGCACUCAAGAAGCCGCCGGUAAACUCUAUCCAUGGUUCCAUCAACAGGCUAUCGAUGAAGGCUUUAAAAACCUCACGAAUGCUGCACCCAAUACUUGUAACUUCUUGUCAUUGACCCGUUCAACUUUCGUCGGCGGACAGCGAUUCUGCUCAUAUUUAUGGAGUGGAGAUACUAUUUCCACCUUUGAAGUCUUGUUGCAACAAAUCACAGCAGGUGUCUCCAUUGCAGCGUCCGGGAUUUCAGCAUGGACAUUGGAUAUAGGUGGAUUCGCGGGCUUGAAUAUUGACACGGACGAGGGGAAGGAGUUAUUCGUUCGUUGGUUUGGGAUGGGGACCUUCUUACCCUUUAUGCGAGUACAUGGUACUCGGUCGUGUAACCUUCCAAAGGACAGCAAUCUACCUGAGGCCAAUCCUUGUCCCAAUGAGCCUUGGUCAUAUGGAGACGACAACUUCGUCGUCACCAAAAAGUACAUUGCACUUCGAUACCAACUUGUACCAUAUGUCAAAAGGCUCUUUGAACAGCUCCAAGCUACGGGCAAAACAAUAAUGCGACCAUUGUACUAUGAUUUUUCCUUGUCAGACCCUUUCGUAGCGAAUGCUACAAGGUUCAACGAUCCUUCGAUUGUUCACCAAUUCAUGUUUGGACAACGCCUCUUAGUCGCACCGGUCGGCGAACUGGGAGUUCAAACUAAGGAAGUAUAUCUGCCCGCUUUGGAUAGUAGACAUCCAGGAACGAGUUGGAAACAUUGGUGGACUGACGAAGACUUUGGGGCGGGAGGCAAAUUUGUCAAUGUCAAUGCACCACUGGACGCCAUCCCAGUGUUCUACUUGGGCUCUAAGGAUGACAUCUUUUCCGGGGCCAUUUGAAUUGGACCGUCGAAGAAGAAAGUCUAUUAAAAAUACUAGGACGGAAGAAAUAUCAGGAUGUAUUUGUAUUUCAUUCUCGUGCUGCUUUUGUGAUUAACCCAAAGGGACGCUUUUCUGAAGAUAAGAUUU
Molecule: messenger RNA, 2945 nt
Organism: Marasmius oreades (fairy-ring Marasmius)
Lineage: Eukaryota; Fungi; Basidiomycota; Agaricomycetes; Agaricales; Marasmiaceae
Exons: 20
Coding region: 609-2816 (735 amino acids)
Biological process (GO): carbohydrate metabolic process
Molecular function (GO): carbohydrate binding; hydrolase activity, hydrolyzing O-glycosyl compounds
Source: RefSeq, a predicted model, not a curated record